Messenger RNA from Ilex paraguariensis (yerba mate), 1239 nucleotides. NCBI's taxonomy places the organism in Eukaryota, Viridiplantae, Streptophyta, Magnoliopsida, Aquifoliales, Aquifoliaceae. The record is from the annotation of a GenBank genome assembly.
AUGGUUAAAGCUGACAAGCUACACGUAGUUGUGUUCCCAUGGUUAGCCUUUGGUCAUAUUAUCCCAUUCUUAGAGCUUUCCAAGCUCAUAGCUGGGAAGUGUCACAAAGUCUCCUUCAUAUCAACCCCUAGAAACAUUGAUCAACUGCCAAAAUUUCCUCCAAACUCAGCUCCUCUACUGAGUUUAGUGAAGCUCCCUGUAUCCCAAGUCGACAACUUCCCUGAACAUGCAGAGGCCACCAUUGACGUGCCCUAUGACAAGGUCCAAUAUUUGAAAAAAGCCUUCGACGGUCUCCAAACUGAGUUGACUCAGUUCCUCAAGAUCUCAAACCCCGAUUGGAUCAUCUAUGACUUUACCUCUCACUGGUUGCCCCAAAUUGCAAGUCAACUUGGCAUUGCACUUGCCUUCUUUAGUACAGUAAAUGCAUGGUCCGGGGCUUUCUUUGGAUCGGCGAUCACCAUGGCGAACUCCGCUGAUUAUCGUACGAAGCUGGAGGACUUCACCGUCGCACCGAAAUGGGUUCCAUUUCCAUCUUUUAUCGCUUUUCGGCUCCAUGAGAUAAAGAGAUUGUACAACAGUGUUGAUGACAAUAUUUCUGGCAUUUUGGACGCGUCGCAUUUUGGGAAGACUGUAAUGGGAUGCGACGUGUUUCUCAUAAGGAGCUGUACAGAGCUUGAACCUAACUGGUUGGACCUCUUGCAAGAGCUCCAACAUAAGCCAGUUGUACCAGUAGCACUCGGGAGCGAGGUGACACCGAGUCAAGCUGAACUCACAGAGUUGGCUCUAGGGUUAGAGCUUUGUGGUUUGCUCUUCUUUUGGGCUCUAAGGAAGCAGCAUGACUUGGCCAACUCGUUUGAGUUACCAGAUGGGAUACUAGCACAUGACUCGGUGGGUGUUUUCGUGACUCACUGUGGUUGGAGUUCAGUCAUUGAAGGACUGCAAUUUGGGCGGCCAUUGAUCAUGCUGCCUUACUUGGGAGACCAAGGGUUGAUUGCUAGCGCUAUGGAAGAGAAGAAAGUUGGAAUAGAGAUACCAAGAAACGAAGAAGAUGGCUCGUUUACUCGGAACUCGGUAGCUGAGUCACUGAGUUUGGUGGUGGUUAAUGUUGAAGGAAGGACUUAUAGGGAGAAAGCAAAGGAGAUGAAGACAACAUUUGGAGACAAAGAUCUUCAUAGCCAAUACAUAGACAAACUGGUCGAGUACCUUAAAAAACAUAGGCAUCUUCCCACCGACGAUUAA